GGCAUCUGGAGUGGCCAUCGUUCUUGUUUCUGAGGGAGAUUUAGUCAUGUGCAGUGGUGAUUGUAGGAAUUUGAGGAUGGAAUUGUCCGAGGAAUUGAGCAUGGAAUUGAGCACACCAGAGAGAGGUGAGGCGCGAACAUCAGCGCGCAAUGCACCGUAAAUACUCCCAAACUCGGAACUUCGAAAGUCAUGACCAGCUUCAAACGCACGGACGAGGGCGAAGAAAGGGAUCUUCAGGGCCAACACCAAAGAUCGAGCUGAAAGCAGUCCAGCAUGGGCCGGAAAGGACCAGUCGGCCUGGCCGAAUUCAAAGCCGUUCUGCGCAAAUUGAAAACGCCGACGGACCAACGCUUCGGAGUGGGCGUCACUGGAGAUGCGAAGAGCAUGGCGGCCCUACUCUUGUUGCGCGAGGCGGUCGGGCCAGAACGUGUGACGGCAUUCACUGUUGACCACCGACUCAAGCCAGGGAGUAGAGAGGAAGCGCAGAGGUUGCAUAAGACCGUAACUGCUCUAGGAGUACGGCACGAGAUACUCACAGCGGACUGGACUGAGUACGAAACAGGUUUACUAGGGGACAGAAAAGAUCCACCUAUCCACAACCCAGACCAACUGAAAGAUUCGAAAAAGGGAGAUGCCGCACGGGCGAGGCGUCACACGCUACUAGCAAAGGCAUGCAGGCACCGCGGGAUCCCAGCUCUGAUCUUUGGUCACUCGCUGGAUGAUCAAAUACGCAUAGGGUUGAAACGGAUGUCGGCGGGAUCUGGGAUUGAAGGGUUGAGUGGGAUGAAGAUGCUGUGCUCGGAGGUGCCGAAUACGUUCGUGCCGGCUGCAAAGAAGGUGCAGCUGCUGCGACCGCUACUAUGUUUCGAUGAGAACCGGCUGGUAGAAACGUGCACGCAUUUUGGAGCACCUAUACAUAACGGACCGACAAAUGAUCUGCUCUUCAUAUCAGAAGACGUAUGGCUAUCGCUUUAUCUCCGGAAACUAGUGCAUGCAGAUGGGGAUCGACCAGAUGCCUCACCGGCGGAUUCCGCGCCGAACACGUUCGAUAAGGACGCAUUUGCGCAUUUUAUGGCCCUCAUGAAUCAACAUCGUGAGGCCUACCAGAAGAAGGUCCGCCCAAUCCUGGACGAGUAUACCCUGUUCGACCCACCCUCCGGUACCUGCUUCCUGCAAGUCCGUCCCAAAGCCGGAUCCUUCGGCCCGCCCUGGAUAAAACAACCCCACAUCGCCCUCCGCGUCCUCUCCCGCGUCAUCCAAUGGUGCGCCCGCGCCGGCGACAACCGCACCUGGACGCAACCCACAUCCAUCCCCCUCGACAUUCUGUCCCAUUUCAAUCGGAGCAGGCCUGACCGCGACACAUCCGUCGGCCACGUCCAACUCUGCCGCCCGCGCGCCAACGCCACCGGCGCCUACAUCUGGCUCGUCGGCCGCGCCCGCAUGCAAUCCCAAGAACAACGCAACACCGCCAUCGUCCUCAAACUCGGCGACACAGCCCUCUGGGACGCCCGCUUCCUCAUCGCCCUCCAACCCUCCCCACACGCCCCCGCCGACACAACCUUUUACGGCGUACCCCCGCGCGACCUCCGCUUCGUUGUCCGCGCACUCACAACAGCCGACAUGAAAUCCGUUAUAAACCGCAUGCGCAUCCCCCCGCACCGCGGCGCUGACCACAGCGAACAUGUACAGCGAUCUAUCAUGCAUUACCAGAAAAAAGUCCCGGAAUCGUUGCAGGAGACGAUCCCGUGUAUCGCACUUGAGCAGGACGAUGGCGAUAGGAGUUAUGUGGUUGCGAUACCCAGUUUGUCGAUCAAUUUGGAGCCGGAGGUUGUGGAUGUGAGGUUUAGCUUUGCUAAUCAUGGGCUGCUGGAGAGGGAGGAGAGGGAUGUAGGGUUUAGUAUGUUGGAGGAGCAGGAGAUUGGGGACGAUGGUGGUGGGCGGAAGAAUAGGUAGAGGAAUGUUGGUGAUCAUGUAUUUGACUACGUAUAGAUUUUGGUAACUGGCAUGAAUGGAACAUGAACCUACAAAGCUUGAAAAGUGCAUUCUACAGUAAUGUCUUCUAUUCCCACAAUGAAUGUUACAGAUGCAUACAGGAUGAGGUAGUUAGAGAUAUGUGGAGUCGAAUACAUAACUUGAGGGGAAAAGCUUUGCAAUCGACUGGGAUCUCCAGCGCGGAGAAAUUUUCGCCGAGAACCAAGCAAGGAUUACGCAAGAUCAGCGUGCGACUCUGGGCAGGCGCUCGUCGGAGAAAUGUGCCUCACCCAGCAGCACUCAACCGCCUGAAAACCCUCCUCCCCCACAACCAGGCCUCCAACGCCCAC
Messenger RNA from Fimicolochytrium jonesii, 2321 nucleotides. RefSeq lists its product as uncharacterized. NCBI's taxonomy places the organism in Eukaryota, Fungi, Chytridiomycota, Chytridiomycetes, Spizellomycetales, Powellomycetaceae. Bases 274 to 1953 code for a protein of 559 amino acids. Gene Ontology annotation, biological process: tRNA processing. Gene Ontology annotation, molecular function: ATP binding; ligase activity, forming carbon-nitrogen bonds. The record is from RefSeq and is a predicted model, not a curated record. The transcript has 4 exons.